Molecule: messenger RNA, 669 nt
Organism: Staurois parvus
Lineage: Eukaryota; Metazoa; Chordata; Amphibia; Anura; Ranidae
Source: the annotation of a GenBank genome assembly
AUGUCGGUGUUUGGGAAGCUGUUCGGCACCGGGGGUAAGGGCUCCAAAGGCCCGAGCCCCCAAGAGGCCAUCCAGAAGCUGCGGGACACGGAAGAGAUGCUGACCAAGAAGCAGGAGUUCCUGGAGAAGAAGAUCGAGCAGGAGCUGGCCGCCGCCAGGAAACACGGCACCAAGAACAAGAGAGUUGCUCUUCUGGCACUGAAACGGAAGAAGCGGUACGAGAAACAGCUGGCGCAGAUUGACGGGACACUGUCUACUAUAGAAUUCCAGAGGGAAGCCUUAGAAAAUGCCAACACAAACACAGAAGUCCUCAAGAACAUGGGCUUUGCAGCUAAAGCUAUGAAGGCCGCUCACGAUAACAUGGAUAUUGAUAAGGUGGAUGAGCUAAUGCAGGACAUCGCAGACCAGCAUGAGGUGGCACAUGAAAUCUCAGAUGCCAUUUCCAAGCCUAUUGGUUUUGGAGAGGAGUUUGAUGAGGAUGAGCUCUUGGCAGAACUGGAGGAACUAGAACAAGAAGAACUAGAUAAGAACCUUUUGGAGGUUCAUGGUCCAGAAACUGUGCCGCUCCCAAACGUGCCUGCAGGUUGUCUGCCUGCAAAGCCAGCCAAGAAGAAGCAAGAGGAGGAUGAUGACGACAUGAGAGAGCUUGAGAACUGGGCUGCUGUGUAG